Chlamydomonas reinhardtii is the source of this 5227-nucleotide messenger RNA. RefSeq lists its product as uncharacterized. The transcript is spliced from 6 exons. NCBI's taxonomy places the organism in Eukaryota, Viridiplantae, Chlorophyta, Chlorophyceae, Chlamydomonadales, Chlamydomonadaceae. The record is from RefSeq and is a predicted model, not a curated record. Bases 526 to 4089 code for a protein of 1187 amino acids.
CUCUUGCUAUUCUUGCAUCCUCCUUUCCUUCUGCACAGCUUUGAAACAGUCGACGUCAUUUCUCUCGCGCUGUUCGACUUGCUUCCUUUUGUAUUAGGCUUCUUAAGGCCUACGAACCACUGUGAAGCAGUUUGCAUUUGUGGGCGUGCUCGUUUUUGGUCAGUCCACUUUGCAGCUGUAGCGUGACACUCCCUCUCCAGCGUUCUUCAGCCUAUGCCGGCUUGUGCUUUGGAAUUCGACACCGCUAUGGAAUAGGAUUCUGGCGGUUCAGGAGCGUCGCCGUGGAGUUGGCGACAUUUCGCUUGUCGGCAUUUUAACAUCUCGGCGAGCACCACACUUCACCAGCUUGGAGCAGGCGGCGUAUCAACCUUUGUGGUUGGUCAUUUGCAUCCGCGCGUGCAAGCAGGGUGCUUUGGGUGUGGCGGUUGGGGGAGCCCUGCAGCACUUGGCUGUUUUUUUGGGGUGUGGCUCGUCUUCGUGCCCUUGUUGCCUGGCGCCCGGCUGCCUGGCGCCCGCCCUGCUGUGAUGCCCUACUUGGCAGCGGACCGCACCCCUGCAGGUGGGGGCAACACUGCCAGCCCGUUCUUCAGCCCCGGGCUGCAGCUCCACCUUGCCCUGUCCACGCAUAGCGUGGCGCACGGCGUGCAGGACCUGACGACGCAGCCUCAGGGCCCCAGCCUGCCUACAUACCCAGUCCUUCUGGUGGGUGCCACCACGGGGCUCCCAGAGGGCGAGCAGCUGUCCUCAGCCGGCGUCCGGGAGGUGACCAGUGCUGCCCUGUCAGUGCUGGACACCAUGUGCAGGCAGGGCAACCAGCCGCAGCUCUUGCAGGGCCACUCUCUGCACAGCACAGGCCGCCCCUCCCGCACGUUUGCGGGGCUGGCCUUCAGCCGGCGCGCGACCAGCGCCAGCAAAGCAGCCUUCACAGCGGAGCUCAUGCGCAAGUCGCCGCUGGCGGUACCGCUCCAGCGCGGUCAGGCUGUCCUCACGGUUCAUGUGCCAGUGGACACCCGGCCCAUCAUUCCGGGCACCUACACCGUCACGGUCAAGAUGGUAGGGGGCCCUGUGUGGGGGGCUUUCCGCGGUCGCACCAAUUUGGUGCUGCAGGCGGGCGGCUAUCCCACCACCUCAGACCCCUCUAACCUGGCGUGUGCUUAUGUGGUCUCAGAGCAGUGCGCCAAAUCGGUGGGCCCCAAGGGGGAGCCCCAGGCCCCCGCAGGCCAGGGCAUCACCAACCACGUCUUUGCCUGUGUGCGGGGCCCCAUCUGGGACCCGCAGCUCUCUCACCUGCAUUGUGCCAAGUUUGAGAUGCCCGGUGAGGAGCCCAUGCAGGUGGAGGUCCGUGGCGCCCCCCAGGCGGCUGGGACAGCCAUGACAGCUGCGGCAGGCAGCCCUGCUCCGGCUGCAGCCGGGGUCGCCGACCUGGGUGGCAACACCUUGGGUGGUGUGAGGCCCGCGGCUGCCAUGGCGACCGCAGCGGACAUCGUUGACCACGUGGGGGACGUGCAGAUGCAGGAGGCGGCAGCUGGUGGCGCCAGUGGGCCACUCAGCGGGGCCCCACCCCUGCUGCCAGUUCUGGUGGCGGGGGGAAGCAACCGUGCUGCUGCGGCUGCCCUGCGGGCCGCGCUGCAGCAGCAGCCCUCUUCGCAGCAGCGGGUGGCAACGGGAGGGCUUAGCGGGGUCCAGCCGGCGGAAGGCGUGGGGGGGCCGCCGGCGGCCAGGCCUCGCCCUGCCGGUGCUGGGCCGGCUGGCGUGCUGCAGCAGCACAGUGGCGCUCCCGCGCCACGGCCGCCCUUGGAUCAGCGGGCCGCCGCCGGGCAGGAUCAGGAGCAGACCGCUGUGAUGCGGCGGUACUUGGCCGAGCUGGCGGACCUCAAUCUCCAGCAGAAACGGCGGUUACAGCAACAGCAGCAGCAGGAACUGCAGCGCCAGGGGCAGUCGCCCAGGCCCCGGACCGGCUCCCAGGUUGUGGUCCUGGCCACGCGGGGGGGGCAGGACGGGGCGGGCGGUGGCCCUGGCGCGGCGGCGUCACGGCGUGGGCACAGUGUGGAUGGGGCGUGGCAGCCUGCCUGUGUGCUGCAGCACCGCAAGCCGCGGCACCUGUGGACCUUUGAAGAGCGGGCGGCGUACGAUGCAGCAUCACCAGGGGAACGGGCAGGGGCGUGGCCUCGGGCGCCGUACUUCCUGGCGCCGGAGGCUGGGGUGGUGGUGCACCCGGAGCACUGCCGGAUUGCGGGUGUCAGCUUGGCGGACUACACGGUGCGGGACGUGCGGCGGGCCAUCACCGCGGCCAACCCGGCCGCCCCUCUGGCUCCGGCCCGCCCCGCAGCCAUGCCGUGCCCGGCGCCAGCACAGCAGGCGGGGGAUUCGGGGCCCCAGCCGGCGGCUCAGUCGCGGCUGGCGGAGUGGGAGGCGGAGUGGCAGCGUGCAGCGGUGCAGCUGACCACCACGGCGGCGCAGCAUUUCCACAAUAACCCGGUGGCUCUGGACCCCUGGCUCCACCGCACCUCCGCGGCAGCCGGGCUGCAGAACACGCCGCUUCUCACCGCACAGCUCAAGGCGGCUAAGCUGGAGCACUUUGUUGCCAUCUGGUCGGCGGGUGGCGCGCUUUGUGAAGUGGAGGAGGUUCAGGCUCUGGUGGCGGGGGGAAGCACCCGUGCUGCUGCGGCUCCCCUGAGGGCCGAGCGGCAGCAGCAGCCCUCUUCACAGCAGCGGGUGGCAGCGGGAGGGCUUAGCGGGGGGCAGCCGUCGGCAGGCGUUGGGGGGCCGCCGGCGGCCAGGCGUCGCACUGCCGAUGCUGGGCCGGCUGGCAAGCAGCAGCAGCCCAGUGGGGCUCCCGCGGCACAGCCGCCCUUUGAUCAGCGGGCAGCCGCCAGGCAGGAUAAGCAGCUGGCAGCUGCGAUGCAGCGGUACUUGGCCUACAUGGCGGACCUCCAUCUCCAGCAGCAACGGCGGGUACAGCAACAGCAGCAGCAGGAGCAGCAGCGCCAGGUGCAGCCGCCCAGGCCCCGGACCGGCUCCCGGUUUGGGGUCCUGGCCACGCUGGGGGGACAGGAUGGGGCGGGUGAUGGCGCGGCCACGGCGGCGUCCGGGCGUGGGCGACGGGUGCAACCAGCCGCGCACGCACCGCCGCCGCCGCAGCAGCAACAGCCCCGCUCCAAAGGGCGCUGUGGCCCCGCCCAGCUCCAGCAGCAGAGGGCAGGGCGCUUGGGCGGCGGGCUGCCUCCCCCGCAGGACGGUGCUAGCUCGCCGCCGCACGUGCCCACUGGGCGGCCGGCCGGGGGCCAGCAGGCUGGUGGGGGCAGCGGGUCGGGGCGCCAGGGUGGAGGAGCGGGGCGGGCAGUGCCCCAGGCGCCGCCCCAGGUGGGGCCGCCACUGCAGACGUCACAACCGGUGGGUGGUGGUAAGGACAGGGGCAGGGGCCUGGGCGCGCCGGCUGGGGUUUCGGCCGACACGGCUGGGCGCGCUGGUGGGGGCGCGGGCAGUGAGGCGGAGUACGGGGCCAUUUGCCUGAAUCGUGACACGUGUGUUGCCAUCGGCUCUGACCUCGUGACGCACCAGAACCGCUGCGCAGAUGUGCAGGGGUAUGAGUGGGCGCAGCUUGGCCGCGAUGCGCUUGGUGGCCGCCUCCUCGCCUACCUCCGUGACCAGGGCGCCACCGUACCGGACUGGGCCGUCUGCCGCGUGCCGGCCGGCCGUACCGCCGUCCUGGCACAGCUGCACGACGAGUUCACUGGCUGGUGGCGCCUAUACUCAGCCCAGCCGGCAGACACGCCCCUGCCUUCCGACGUGACGGAGCAGCUGGAUGACGCCGCGCAGCAGGUGCAGACGGCCUACAUGGACUACGUGCUCCAAGACGCCCGCACCCUGCGGUCCGCUAAGCGUGGGCCGCCGGCGGACCCCGGCGGGGCCAUCGGGCCCAGCCGCCGGCAACGCCAGCACCGCAGCCGCAGUACCUCCAGCCUCAUGAGCCUGGGCAGCGCUCCAUUGCGCCCCGGCGGCGCCAGCUCAGGCGCCGCUAGCAUGAGCACCAGCAGCGGAGAAUGCAUACAAAUACACCUCUUACCAACCUCGCAAGCUCGUCGCUAGGAAAUAUGUGGAAAAUGGUUGCUCGGCGAAAGGUGGAGCGAAAGUCCGCAGGUAUCUGCGUUCUGAUAUGCUUUGCACUCUGCAUGCUGACAACCAACGCGACCACGGCUGGGAACGCGUCUGGCUCUGCCGCGGCCGACCGCUGGUUUGACCGGGGACCGCCCCGGCAUUCCAGCGCUUUCGCGCUAUUGGGCAACCAUGACCGUACCAUGCCAAUCCAAAAGUGGUCUGCAAGAGGUCUCACGACCUGCACCGAGAGCUCGGCGAAAGGGGGAUGUUCGCAUGUUUGCAACAGCCGGGCAACUGGCGCACAGCUGCCAGCCCUAAGCCACACUGAUGGCCCCAUUGCGACACAUGCAAUUAACCAUGCACACGGUAGCGUGUGGAGGGAGAACUUCAGCUUUGCGCACUCGAUGUUCACAGUACACUCGAACCCCGCGAACGCGACGCUCUUGUCGGAUCGCUGCUCUCAGAAAGGCAUAUUUGAUACCAGUAUACUGCACACGACGUGCUACACAGCUGGCAAGCGUGCUGGCGCCGAACCUUUCGGCAUGUCGCCAAAGAGACCUUCGCAAAGCCCAACUGCUGCAAAACACCCGUCUUUUGAGGAGCUUAUAAGCUCCAAGCACAUACCAGUUGCCUCAGAGCCGCUCGCCAACGACGUCCCAGAAAGGGGUCGAGCCGAGCCUCUUGGCCUCCAGUAUUAUACAGCUAAUUCCCAGCUCUAUGAAAAUGCGAGUUUGCUCACAGAACCACAACCGACAAGCUCCGAACGAAGGCAAUACCGAAGCCCUAGCGGACUCCUGUCGCGCGCAAAGGUUAAGCCCAAGCCUGGAUGCAACAACAUACGCAAUGCGAUGACAAAGGCUUUGCAGCCGGUAGGGGAGGGGCUCCUUUCUACCAAUCUGAAAAUAGCACAGGCAUGCAAGAAUGGCGUGACAAAGUUAUGCACAGCGGAGGGAGUAUACCGUUCAUAUGCGACUAAGACAAUCGGGCUGCUUGCAGAGAGCCUAUUGACGAGUGUACUUGCGCUGGGCGACCUGGGCAAUCGGCAUGGAGGAACCCUGCUGCGCUCCGGUGCUUCCGCACUGCACUCCAUGGCAGAAACAGCCUACGGGCCGCAACCGACCCUUAACUG